Messenger RNA from Dunckerocampus dactyliophorus (ringed pipefish), 848 nucleotides. RefSeq lists its product as uncharacterized. Gene Ontology annotation, biological process: protein transport; endosome to lysosome transport; protein modification process. Bases 225 to 848 code for a protein of 207 amino acids. The transcript is spliced from 6 exons. NCBI's taxonomy places the organism in Eukaryota, Metazoa, Chordata, Actinopteri, Syngnathiformes, Syngnathidae. The record is from RefSeq and is a predicted model, not a curated record. Gene Ontology annotation, molecular function: ubiquitin binding. Gene Ontology annotation, cellular component: ESCRT I complex.
UUUAAUUUACUAGGUCACAGACAAUGUUUGUUUGAGCCCUGUGGCCGAAUUAUUGCUUUGUUGAGCAUGUGAUGUAUUUCCUAUCAUGAAACUGCUCUCUUAUUGGCUUAUAGAGGCCAUAAAGUUGUAGGCUUGUCUCGAAACAUAAGGGAGUAAAGACAAAGGUUAUUCGGUGAUAGACUAGACGCAAGGAAAGACACGCUUUUGUUUGCAGAAAAGCAAUAAUGGCGUACUGCAAAAACUCCCUAAAGAAAAUGCUGCCAAAGACGUAUCUCCGCAAGCAUGUAGCUCAUGAAAUAUAUGUUGCAUUGCUUCACUUCAAAAGCCUUUCUCCAAUAGUGGAUAAAUAUGUCUACAACGAUGGAACCACCAAGGUGUUGAUGAGCCUGACAGGAACUCUUCCGAUCACUUUUAAAGAAGUGCGAUACAACAUCCCCGUAUGUGUGUGGCUUGAGGAAAGCUACCCUCAGUCAGCCCCCAUCUGCUACGUCAGACCAAUGCGUGAUAUGAUGAUCCUGCAAGGAAACUAUGUGUCCAGCAAUGGAGAGGUUCUGCUUCCCUUCCUACAGGAGUGGAAGCAGGGGGAGUCUGACCUGGUGAGCCUCCUGCAAGUGAUGGUUGCCAUGUUUGGAGACCACCCCCCCAUCUGUAUGCAACCUCCUCCACAGCCUGAACAAGCGUCAUGUAAGUAUGGUUCAUCAAAACAAAACAUAAAUUCAUACAGGGGUGUCGUAAGUGCAGCCUGGAGGCCCAUUUUUGGCGCACAAUUUGUUUUGCAUUGGCCCUCGGCAUAUUCUUCCAAGAAUUGCAUACAGAUCCUUGUCCCCAGGGUUCUCAACAAAUGGUAA